Messenger RNA from Cicer arietinum (chickpea), 1475 nucleotides. RefSeq lists its product as uncharacterized. The record is from RefSeq and is a predicted model, not a curated record. NCBI's taxonomy places the organism in Eukaryota, Viridiplantae, Streptophyta, Magnoliopsida, Fabales, Fabaceae.
UGAAGAUACCCUUCUACUUCUCUACCUUAUCACAAGAAACGAAUGAUUCACAUUCUCUAAACACUUAACACAACACAACACCCCCUCUUCUAUAUUAUACACCCCCUCUAUCUUCUUCUACUCUACCACUAGAUAACACAUACAAACUCACUCCAUUUUCAGCUUAAUUGUGAAUUUUUUUUCUUCUUGAUUUCUUCGAAUUGUGCUAAAACAAAAAAUAAAGUACUUCUUUCUUCUUUUUUAUUUUUUAUUUUUGUAGUAAGUAGUACUAUACAGUAUGGCUUCAGAUGAAGACUUUGAAGAUAUUAUAGAUGAUGGAUUUGAUCAUAAUCAUAAUCCUAAUCCUAAUCAUCAUCUUCAACAUCACCAAAACUUGUCAAGACUUUCAGUUUGUACAAGCAGCACUUUAUGUGAUGAUAUUGAUAAUCUAACUUCCAUGUGUAUCUCACACUUGUCCAUUGAAAGUAUGGAAGGUGAAGAUGCAGAUGCUGAAUUCUCAGAUGGAAAAGACUUAUUAUUACAAACAGGGUUAUCCUCUGCUUCUGAAAAUGACUCCGGUAGUUGUUAUUCGUUACCGGCGACACCACCACGACGAAGGAACAGGACUCAAAUAUCGCCGAUUGUAGUGAAAGAGUAUGCAAGUGAGAAUGAAGCAAAAAAGGAAACAAAAAAGAGCAAUGAUUUGGGGAGGAGGAGGAGAAGAAGGAGUACUAGAAGUGUGUUUGAGUUUGAAAGAGGAAAUAGUUUGGAGAAUAUAUGGGAUCAAAAGAAGAUGAAGAAGAAGAAAGAGGAAGAGCAUGGAGUGAAUAGUGGGGAGAGUGAUCAGAGUGGUGGAACAGGUGUAAUGGUGAUAACUAGACCUAAAGGUGGGAAUAGAAGUUUGUGUAUGGAUUUGGAAGAAGUUAAAGCUUGUAGAGAUCUUGGAUUUGAGUUGGAACAUGAGAGAAUUUCUGCAGUUUCUUUUUCUAAUUCAACAAUUGAUACUAGUAGUGGUGGUAAUUCGCCUAUCGCCAAUUGGCGUAUCUCUGGUCCCGGGGAUGAUCCAAGAGAUGUGAAGGCAAGACUGAAAGUUUGGGCACAGGCGGUAGCAAUAGCAUCUGCCUCCAAAUACGGCUCAUGACACCUAAUUUUUGUUGUUAGCUAAUACCUACUUCCUUAUUUUCGCGAAUCAGACACUGUACAUUAUUAUACUUAUCUAUAACUUUUUCUUUACACUAUACACUCAAUUAUUUUGUAUAUUUAGAGCUUUUGUCAUAAAAUUUCCCCCGAGAGUGUUGGAUUUUGUUGUCACUUUUCCUCUGUACAGUAUAUGUGCUUUAAUAAGAUUAAAAAGUUGUGAUACACAGGAACAAGAGAAAAGUAAUGUGAAUGGCCAAUGAAAGUUUAUGGUAGAAAUGUUAAGAAGGCCAAAGAACAACCUGAAGUAAAUAUUAAUGGGAUGGGAACAUGCGGAAGUUCGGAUACUGAGUUUUUUG